This is a messenger RNA of Labrus bergylta (ballan wrasse), 2065 nucleotides long. RefSeq names its product ETS variant transcription factor 4 (gene etv4). Gene Ontology annotation, molecular function: DNA-binding transcription factor activity, RNA polymerase II-specific; sequence-specific DNA binding. NCBI's taxonomy places the organism in Eukaryota, Metazoa, Chordata, Actinopteri, Labriformes, Labridae. Gene Ontology annotation, biological process: cell differentiation; regulation of transcription by RNA polymerase II. The record is from RefSeq and is a predicted model, not a curated record. Gene Ontology annotation, cellular component: nucleus.
UGAAUGGAGCUCAUUAUGCAUGCAGCCUCCACGCAGCUCCAUUCACAAGCAGCGCUCCCCUCCUCUCCGUUUGCAAGGCUUGCGUGGAUCGCACUCAACUCAAGCCUAAAUGACCACAAACGGUUAACGGAUGGAUUAUAAGAUGGACGGAUAUUUGGACCAGCAAGUGCCUUACACUUUAGCAAAUAAGUCGCAUGGAAAUGGGCCCCUAAAUAGACUGUUGAUGGCAGCGAAAAGGAAAUACAUGGACACAGAAUUGCCCCCUCAGGAAUCUGAAGACCUCUUCCAGGAUUUAAGCCAACUCCAGGAGACAUGGCUCACAGAAGCUCAGGUUCCGGACAGUGAUGAACAAUUUGUUCCCGACUUCCACUCCGAGAACUCGGUGGCAUUUCACAGCCCGCCAGUCACCAUCAAGAAGGAGCCGCAGAGCCCGGGAUCCGACCCCAGCCAGUCCUGUAGCCACAAGCAGAGCUUCAGCUACCCCAGCGGAGAGCAGUGCCUUUAUGCCAGUGCCUAUGAGCAGAAAAGGGCUGCAGGAGGAGCCAAGAGCUCCUGCCCGGGGACCCCCAUGUCUCCCAUGCAGCAGCAUUACUCCCCUAAACCCGCCACGGCCGGACGGCCAGACGCCGGCUACAUGAACCCCGCCGCCACCUCCCAGCCACUGCCUAGCAACAGUUACCCCGUCAACCCCAGUUCCAGGUAUCAGGGCGCCUCAGGAGACCUUUGCCCCCAGUUCCCUCCACCGGGGCAGGCCUUUCAGCGCAUGCCAUCUGCCCCUGCUGGACAUGGAGGCAGUGGGUCAGGUGGAGGUGGAGGACCAGGGGGUGGAGGAGGAGGAGGAGGAGGAGGUGGAGGUUAUCACCGGCAGCACUCGGACCCCUGCAUGCCGUACCUGCAGCAGAGCUUUAAGCAGGAGUACAUGGACCCGCUGUACGAGCGGGCGGCUCACAUGGCGGGCCCGGGACACCGGAGCGGGCCGGGACACGGACAAGGACCUCACCCCCAUCCCCACCAACACCAACACCAACACCCUCACCCCCAUCCACAUCCGCACUCACACCCGCUCCCACACAGGUUCCCACCAGCCCACAUGAUGGUGAAGCAGGAGCCGACAGACUACACCUACGAACCCGAUGUGCCUGGAUGUCCCUCCAUGUACCACCACAGCGAGGGCUACCCAAACCCCCAGCACAGCAAUGAAGGCUAUCUGUUCGAAAACGACUCCCGUGUGGUUCCAGAGAAGUUCGAAGGGGAGGUAAAGCAGGAGGGCGGCGGCGUUUUUCGCGAGGGCACACCGUACCAGCGCCGAGGCUCUCUGCAGCUCUGGCAGUUCCUGGUGGCCCUGCUGGACGACCCGGGUAACUCUCACUUCAUCGCCUGGACCGGUCGCGGCAUGGAGUUCAAACUCAUCGAACCCGAGGAGGUCGCCCGGCUGUGGGGGAUGCAGAAGAACCGUCCGGCCAUGAACUACGACAAACUCAGUCGCUCUCUGCGCUAUUACUACGAGAAGGGAAUCAUGCAGAAGGUGGCGGGCGAGCGCUAUGUUUACAAGUUUGUGUGCGAGCCCGAGGCCCUCAUCUCUCUGGCCUUCCCCGACAAUCAGCGGCCCAGCCUGAAGGCCGAGUUCGAGCGCUACGUUAACGAGGAGGACACCGUGCCCCUGUCCCACCUGGACGAGGGAGUCCCCUACACCACAGAACAAGCCCCCCAAAACAUGGGCCCCCAGCCCUACUCCAAAGGCUACAUGUACUAAAAAGCCAGCCCCCUGCCACCCAUCCUCCCUCUUUUCUCCCCACCUUCAGAGAUCUUCCUGUUGUACCGACCCUUCAUCAUACACACCUUGAAACCCCCCCCCCCCCUCCUCCUGCACCUCUUGCACAUGCCCACCCCCUCCACUUGUAUAUAAGGCUAUGGUGUUUUUGUUUUAAAUUAAUCUCAUUAGGGAUUCUUUUUUGUUUUUGUUUUUAAGAGUUGCAUUCCUCUCACAUCUGAGGCCUGUUCAAUCCAAGACAUGACGAUUGUGGUUGAAGAGAUUGCUUAAUAAAUACCCAUAAUAAUACGCAAA